Molecule: messenger RNA, 2660 nt
Organism: Brassica rapa (field mustard)
Lineage: Eukaryota; Viridiplantae; Streptophyta; Magnoliopsida; Brassicales; Brassicaceae
Product: transcription factor UNE10
Cellular component (GO): nucleus
Molecular function (GO): protein dimerization activity
Source: RefSeq, a predicted model, not a curated record
AGACUUCGUGAUCCGUGAAGUCUUUUACCCCAAAAACUUUAACAUAAUUAAGAUUUAUAUAAAAAGAUUUACGCAUUUUCUCUUUCUAAAAUGCUGCAACAACAAUAUAAUAUUUUUUUCUUUAACUCUCUAAUCUAUUUAAAAUUGAAGACACCAAACUUUGUAUCAAUUGCUUAUGAUCUAUUUGUCUCAUCUUUUUCUUACAAUUUUUAUCGUUUUUACAAAUUUUUCAUUACGCGGUUUUCAUAUCCUCCUCCUAGGAAGUAGAUCUAUAGAUUUUACAUGAGUAUUUUUUGUGUGUUAGAUUUGAACAAAACUAUAAAUUCGACUUAAUGUGAUUGUUUCACAGGCUUCUUCAGAAAGUCACCUAAUCCUAAACUCUAAAAUCAAAUAAUUGAACUAAGUAUCAGUAAACCCUUCACUACAACAUAAAAUCACCUUUUAAAGUGUUUAAUGUAUACACAAUUGAACACUUAUACAUUAAAUUAACAUUUCAAAAGAUAUUUAAUAUAUAAUCCAAAUCUAAUCCUGAAAAUACAAUAUUAACUUUUUAUUACAGGAUUCGUAAUUUUUUUAUAUUGACAAUAUUUAAUUUGUUUUCCACUAAAUUAUUUUCCAACUUUUAUAAUUUAAAAAUAAAAUUAAGGUCAUAAAUAUAUUUCUUCUCAGAAAUUUCCUAAAGAAAUUUUCUCACAAGAUUCAUUGUUUCGUGUAGAUUUUUAAGGGUAUAAUCGUCAAAACACUAGAUCAUUAAUCUCAAACACUAAACCCUUGGAUAAAUCCUAAACCUAAAAGAUUGAGGGUUUACUCAAGAGUUCAUGGUAGUAUUUAGGAUUUAGGGUUUAGUGUUUUGUUGACGAUGUCAAAAAUAUUAAAAAGUAAUUUGGCAGAUAUUACUAUUUUUUAUUUUUUUACUUCUUUAUUUUAAAAACAUAAUAUAACUUAGCAAAUUCUUAUUAUUUUGUUUCUUUAAAAAAAAAUAUGGAAUGUGAAAAAAACAAAGGGGUAAACACAAGAAAAUUUCCUAUAUAUAUGGUUAACUAGUCAAGUAUAUGUCCCCACUCCUCCAUUGCUACAAAAAGUUUACAUAACAAAAAAGAAACAUUAUAAGAAAGAGAACAUCUCAACAACAUAAUAUCCCCUAAAUUUGAUAAUAGCAAUAUAUACACAAGUCAGCUUCAGGAUGAGCCAGCGUGUUCCAAACUACCACAUCGAUGAUACCCCGGCGCCGGCCACCGUCCGCUCCACUAAUGCUGCAGAUAUCCCCAUGCUAGACUAUGGGGUAGCCGAGCUGACGUGGGAGAACGGGCAACUAGGGUUGCACGGCGUAUGUCCACCGCGGGUGCCUGCUCCGUCAAAAUACUCCACUGGCGCCGGUGGAACGUUGGAGUCAAUAGUGGACCAAGCUACUCGCUUCCCUAACCCUAAGCCCACCGAUGAGCUCGUCCCAUCGUUCCACCACCGCUAUUCCAGGGUCGGCAUGGACGCGCUUGUCCCCGAGCAGCAGAGCCAGCCCGCCACCGGCGUGGGCUCGUGUAGCGAUGGUCAUCCCAUGAAUGGUGGGAAACGAUCCAGAGUGGCGCCCGAGUGGAGCGCGAGCGGGAGCCAGCGCCUGACCAUUGACACCUACGGCUUCACCUCAACAUCGCUGGAUGAUAACUCCAGCUCCGGCGGGAAGCCUUUCACCAAAACCACCAACAUCGAUGAUCAUGACUCCGUCUGCCACAGCCGCCCACAGGUGGAGGAAGAAGAAGAAGAGAAGCACACGGGAGGAAAAUCAUCAGCUUCAACUAAGAGAAGCAGAGCCGCUGCUAUUCACAACCAAUCCGAACGUAAGAGGAGAGAUAAGAUCAAUCAAAGGAUGAAGACGUUGCAGAAACUAGUUCCCAAUUCCAGCAAGACGGAUAAAGCGUCCAUGUUGGAUGAAGUGAUAGAGUACUUGAAGCAACUCCAAGCACAAGUGUGCAUGAUGAGCAGAAUGAACAUGCCCUCCAUGAUGCUUCCCAUGGCCAUGCAGCAGCAACAACAACAACUUCAACUAAAUCUCAUGUCCAGUUCCAUGGGCUUAGGGCUUCGCAUGGGGAUGCCCGGUCUAGGUCUUGUCGACCUUAGUUCUAUGAACCGAGCUGCUACUGCAACGGCUCCUAAUAUCCAUGCCAACAUGAUGCAGAACCCAUUCGUGCCCAUGACUUCUACAUCAUGGGAUGCCUCCUCUUCCACUGACCCUCGAUUUCAGUCUCCUCUUAUCCCCGAUCCUAUGUCAGCCUUUCUUGCAUGCUCCUCGCAGCCAACGACGAUGGAAGCAUAUAGUAGGAUGGCUGCGUUAUAUCAGCAAAUGCAGCAACAACUUCCUCCUUCAAAUCCAAAAUGAUAUAUUAUUUCGACCUUACGUCUACAUAUGUGUAAUACAUAUUGACAAUAAAUGCAUAUUCCAUUGUAUUUUAAUUUGUAUGUAUAUGCUACACAUGACUAUGAUUUACCUUUCAAAGCCCCUAAAAAGGAUCAGGUUGUAUCUGAAUAUCAUCCGAGAUUCGAAUUUGUAACCUCACUCUAGACCCAUAAGCGACGCGCUACUUCUUUUUUGAUAAGUGGUGGUUUCAGUAUCCUUACAGUUAGGGUUGGAUAUUUUAUCCGUUAAAUUUGAUUCGAUUUAUUAUUUA